AUGGUUUUUUCGGGAAUCUUUAUCGAUAAUCAAUUUUCUGAUCCUUUAAUGUUUUGGAAACAACAUGGUGUUGAUUUACCAUUAUUAUCAGAUAUGGCUCGUUGCUAUUUAUCAGCUCCUGCUACAAGUGUUCAAAGCGAAUCGGCUUUUUCUAUUUCUGCACAUUAUGCAAGAAAAGAACGUUCUCGAUUAUCACCCGAUAAUCUAGCGAUGUCAGUAUUUCUUAAAGACAAGCUUUAA
Rotaria sp. Silwood2 is the source of this 240-nucleotide messenger RNA. The record is from the annotation of a GenBank genome assembly. Lineage: Eukaryota; Metazoa; Rotifera; Eurotatoria; Philodinida; Philodinidae.